Molecule: messenger RNA, 879 nt
Organism: Lodderomyces elongisporus
Lineage: Eukaryota; Fungi; Ascomycota; Pichiomycetes; Serinales; Debaryomycetaceae
Gene: IPP1
Product: inorganic diphosphatase
Exons: 1
Coding region: 1-879 (292 amino acids)
Biological process (GO): phosphate-containing compound metabolic process
Cellular component (GO): cytoplasm; nucleus
Molecular function (GO): inorganic diphosphate phosphatase activity; magnesium ion binding
Source: RefSeq, a predicted model, not a curated record
AUGUCUUCCCAAUCUCCAUACACCACACGCCAAAUUGGUGCUGCUAAUACCUUGGACUACAAAGUCUACAUUGAAAAAGAUGGUAAAGUUGUCUCACCAUUCCAUGACAUUCCAUUGUACGCCAAUGAAGAAAAGACCAUCCUCAACAUGAUCGUUGAAGUUCCUAGAUGGACUAAUGCCAAGAUGGAGAUCUCAAAGGACUUGAAGUUGAACCCAAUCAUUCAAGACACCAAGAAGGGUAAAUUGAGAUUUGUCCGUAACUGUUUCCCACACCACGGUUACAUCCACAACUAUGGUGCUUUCCCACAAACUUGGGAAGACCCAAACAUCACCCACCCAGAGACAAAGGCUAAAGGUGACAAUGAUCCAUUGGACGUUUGUGAAAUCGGUGAAAGAAUCGCAUACGUUGGUGAGGUUAAACAAGUUAAAGUCUUGGGUGUCAUGGCUCUUUUGGACGAAGGUGAAACCGAUUGGAAAGUCAUUGUUAUUGAUGUCAACGAUCCAUUGGCUUCCAAGUUGAACGACAUUGAAGACGUUGAACUGCACUUGCCAGGUUUGUUGAGAGCAACCAACGAAUGGUUCAGAAUCUACAAAAUCCCAGAUGGUAAACCAGAAAAUCAAUUCGCAUUCAGCGGUGAAUGUAAGAACAAGAAAUACGCUCAAGAGGUUAUAAACGAAUGUGCCGAGGCAUGGUCUGUCUUGGUCAGCGGUAAGAGUGUUGACUCAAAGGGAAUUGAUUUGGCCAACACCACUUUGGAAAAUACUCCAGGUUGCGUUUCUGAAGUUUCAGCUGCUGAUGUUCCAGCUGCUUCACCAAAGGAGGCUGCACCAAUUGACAAGUCUAUUGACAAGUGGUUCUUCAUCUCUGGUGCUCACUAG